AUGACUCGAGUCAACAGCUGCGUCAAAAUCAGCUUUUUCGUGGCCAACGUUUUCUUUGCGGUUUUAGGGGGCCUCAUCGUCGCCUUGGCUUUGCUGUUGCAGUUGGUCACGCGCUUCCACGACGCUCCGAUGGCCGGUCGCUUCGCCGUCCUGACGGCGCUGUACGUGGUGGGCCUGAUAACCAUGGCGAUCGCCGCCGUGGGCGCCUACGGCGCACACCGCCAGAGCCGCGCCGCCCUCAUCGUGUUCCUGGUCUGCAUGGUGAUCGGCACCCUGAUGAUGUUCCGCGUGGCCGUCCCGCUGGCCGCCGUGCGUCCCGAGGUGGAGGAAGCGAUGUCCGACACGGUCCGAGAGUUGCUGCCGCUGGAUGAAGCCGACGAGAAGAUCAGGGUGCUCGCCGACGACAUUCAGAAAACGUUGCGGUGUUGCGGCGCCUUCAGCUACAGCGACUGGCGUCAAAACAUCCCGGACUCGUGCGCGUGCGACGUCGAGGCGGAGCGAGAGGGAAAAUGCCAGCUCGUCAGUUACGACUUGAUGAUGCUCCAGGUGAAGAAGGUGGUGUUCCGCCAGCCGUGCUUCCCGCUCCUGGCUCGCUACUUCCUCCUGAUCCUGGACGUCAUCAUCGGGCUCUCUUUCGUGCUGGCCGCGCUGGCGCUGCUCGGCCUGAUCCUGUCGUCCAUCCUCAUCCAUCAGCUGCGCCCCGGCGUGCGCCCCGCCGUGCUGCUGGUGCCCGCCAUCUUCAAGCCGCAGCCACCGAAGUACGAGGAGCUGCACAACGCGCCGGUGUAUUAG
Molecule: messenger RNA, 792 nt
Organism: Nerophis lumbriciformis (worm pipefish)
Lineage: Eukaryota; Metazoa; Chordata; Actinopteri; Syngnathiformes; Syngnathidae
Source: RefSeq, a predicted model, not a curated record